AUGUUUUUCAAGACUUUCGCGAUUUUGGCUUUCGGCGCCUUGUCCACUGCGGCUUCGCUUCCUCACAGGCGCAGUAGUGAGAGUGAUGUCGUCCUUUAUUGUUAUGGAAGUACCUCAAAUGGAGGUCCUAUUUUCUAUGCUGAUGGACUUGCUUACUUUGGCAUGUCCGCAAACACUCUUGACGCAGGUGUUUCCACCAACAUCUCAUUCACACUCGACCCUGAUGACACCACCACUGCGUGGACCAUUCAGCCAAACACGACAACAAAUCCCAAUGUGUCUUUCAAUGAGACCCUCGACAUGUACAUUGUCCCUACCGAUGGUUCCUUCACUCAAGUCGGAUUUGCCUCCAGCAACAGCUCCUCUUUGCCCACCGGAGCUGUAACCACUGGAUUCUCUUUCUUUGGCACCAACGUUGCAUACGUAGAGUCGUCCUCGAACUAUGACAUGAUGUUCUGGGGAAAUGCAACCACAACGGACGGUAUCUUUGCUCUGUAUUGGAACGAUGGCAGCGAUGAUGCUCCUAAUGGCUCUUUCGCCGUGACUGUUAAAACCACGCCACCGGUAUCUAUAUAA
Mollisia scopiformis is the source of this 576-nucleotide messenger RNA. RefSeq lists its product as uncharacterized. The record is from RefSeq and is a predicted model, not a curated record. NCBI's taxonomy places the organism in Eukaryota, Fungi, Ascomycota, Leotiomycetes, Helotiales, Mollisiaceae. The transcript has 2 exons. Bases 1 to 576 code for a protein of 191 amino acids.